This is a messenger RNA of Dreissena polymorpha, 2334 nucleotides long. RefSeq names its product calcyphosin-like protein. Gene Ontology annotation, molecular function: calcium ion binding. The record is from RefSeq and is a predicted model, not a curated record. The transcript is spliced from 2 exons. Lineage: Eukaryota; Metazoa; Mollusca; Bivalvia; Myida; Dreissenidae. Bases 154 to 765 code for a protein of 203 amino acids.
UACGGCUAACAUGAUACUAACUUUGAUUUCCGUUAAUAUUUGACAAAUAACUUUCAAAGAAGAUCUGAUUUCGAAGUUCAAAAUUAAAACGCCGAAUAAUAAAGCAAAAUUUCGUUAAAGUAACGUUUACAAAGUGCGCUUCAUUUUGAUAAAAUGGACAGAGAAACGCGCGUGAAGAUGAUGAUAGAGGAAAUACGAGGACAGUGUUUGCAUAAAGGUGUUGGGGCCUUGAAGGAACUUUCCGUUGUUUUCCACCAUAUGGACGUAGAUUUUUCCCAACGCCUGUGUAUUCAAGAACUUGAGCGCGGUAUGAAGAACUACGGAGUAAAAGUAGACAAAGAGGAUCUCCACAUGUUGUUUGAUACAUUUGACAUAAAUAAAAACAACCAGAUUGACUUCGUAGAGCUUGUCUCCACACUAAGACCACCGAUGUCUAAGGCAAGAGUUAACGUCGUCAAAGAAGCGUUUAAGCGAUUAGACUUUAGCGCCGACGGCAUAAUUUCCAUUGAAGAUCUCAAGAUUGUGUACUCUUCCAACGCCAAGCGACAUCCAAAGUACGUUUCCGGUGAAUGGACGGAGGAACAGGUGCUCCGGCACUUCUUGGACAGCAUCGACACACCAGGUAAUCCGGAUGGCAAAGUCACGCGGGAAGAAUUCAUGAAUUACUACGCGGGGGUCAGUUCAACGGUUGACGACGACAGCUACUUCGAUCUUAUGAUGCGGGCAUGCUACGAUCUUCCUAACAAGGGCGAAGCAAAAAAGUAGUUCCUAUAGAACUGUGAGAUGCACCCAAACGUAUACGUUUCUCAGAUAUAUAUACACACUUACACGGAUCCUUGACAGCUUCAAUAAAAUAUAAUUUUACAACGCAUCUGCACAUCUGAUUGCUUAACUUAUAACGGCUGCUGUUUAAGUAUUUCAUGUGUUGAUCGAAAUUAAUCAGAUGGAGCAAAUGUCAGAGUUACAUUUUGAAGGAGAAAGUACUGUUUGUGUAGGCAUUUUGAAAAAUUUAAGAUAUUUUCCAACAUACAGGUGAUCAAUACGCUCACUGAUCUUACCUCAGUGAUAAUUCUCGUAUCGCUUAUUUACAUAACUUAGCUUUUUAUAUAUGUUGUAUGUACCUUUAUGUGUUGUUAUGUACACGUUGUUUACCGUCAUACAAGAACUACUUAAGUUCGAUGUAUAAAUUAACCGUUCAUAGUAUGUGGUGCAAAUGACAAACUCUGUUUAUGAUUGUAAACCGUUAGAUAUGUUCUAUAUUAAUCAAGUGUAGUUGUAUCAUUAUAAAAUACGUAUGUUAAAAGCAUAUUUAAUAUUGAACUGGAUAUUGUAUGGUUCAAUACGGAUAGGCUCCAACAGUGUGUGCUUUCUGUGAAACUGCUGAAUCACUUGUGUAAUUCAAAUGCAACGGAACAGGAAUUAUGGACUCAAUGUUCUUGUUUAACUAAAGCAAAAAUGAUAGAAAGGUUAUCGAUAUAUCUUAAAGCAGAUUUCAGUCUUAAAGAACAUAUUAUGAACAAUAAAGAUCAGCCAGUAUAUUUGCCAAAAUGUAAAUAUAUUAAAAAAGAAUUGAAACAUUAAAUAUGUCGAAAGUUUGAGCAUACAUGAUUCUUGUUCGAUAAUAGAUUCAAUACUUGCGAUACGAUCAUUCGAUUACACCGCGAGUGAGAACCAAAUUCAAAUUCACUACUUGCCAAAGAUGGCAAUGCCCAAAUAUAUCAAUGAAUGCAUAUAUUUAUGGGUAUUUUAUUUGACGAUAUCGUCCGUAGAAAACUCCAUCCGCGUAACCGAUUGUCAAUGGCAUUAUUUCAAAAUUAAAGCGACGAACUGACUGAUGAUUUUGUGAUGUUGGCACAGGUCCUCGCAGCCACAUAAAGCAUCCACAGGCCUAACUCUGUAUAGAUAUACUGAUACUUGGAAGAAGCAUUUAUUUCCCUUAAUUUCCGACCAGACUUUGGUCAUUCAAUUAUGUCGAUCUCACGGGAUGGUUAUAUUAAAUAUGUCAUGUUAAAUAAGCAUCUAAGUUAUGAAACACCAUAAGGUGAUUACCACUAAUUGUUUCUUGCGAUAGCCAAUCUAUGAUAUUAUUGAUCUUAAGUUAGACGGUUGAAUUAAAUAAAGGUGUCAGACCACGUCUUAUAUUUACAAAAACAUUGUAUUGUGCUUUUGCAUUAAAGAACAAUGAAAAACAAGUUAAGGGCUACCAGUGUUGUUUACUGUUAAUCGGACCUUGAACAACAUGUCAUUAUUUCAACAAUCGGUUUUCUUCACACACAUGAAAACAAUAAGUAAUAAAAUAGUAGAAACAACGCAUUUAUCUCUAUAUAUAUGUAA